Molecule: messenger RNA, 3730 nt
Organism: Planococcus citri (citrus mealybug)
Lineage: Eukaryota; Metazoa; Arthropoda; Insecta; Hemiptera; Pseudococcidae
Exons: 4
Coding region: 499-1776 (425 amino acids)
Source: RefSeq, a predicted model, not a curated record
AAAAACCUAAAGAUUUUGAUGUCUGUGAACUAUCUGUGAACUUUCUUCCGGCGCAAAUUCUUUAUCAAUAAUUAUCAGUUCAUCAACUUUCAACUUUCAACUUUCGCAAGCAACUUAGAAGUAUGCUCCUUGUUCGUUGGAUUUGAUCAAGUUCACUUUCAAAUUCGUAAGCUGUAGAAUGAAGACUUGAACUCUAUGAAAAUAAACCAUCACAUCUGCCCAUCUGGUGGAAUAGUGUAUGUGCCACCUAAUCAAUUAUUGAUUCCUUUGGCUAAAGAUUAUGAAUGAUGAACAUGAGGCUGAUAAAUCCGUUCAAUCUCCUGCGUAAAUCGAUCAAGGGAGAAAGGUUCAUAAUAAACUAUCUGUCAGAUAACCAUACUACCACCGUUCCAAUUUGAUAUUUCGCUACAACUACUCGUAUUCAACGAGUCUCUCUGACCAGUGACUUUAUUUACGGAAAUUCUACUUGCCAGGUUCAUCGAUAAAAAUCACAACAAAAUGGACUCGCAAGUAAUCGAAAUGAUUUCAUUCACCAAUAUCAAAUACGAUUGGAAUUAUCCUCCUAAGGAUGUUCCAACGCUGCAGGACAUCUCCAUGCAUAAAAUGGUGCAAUAUUUAUGGCAUAGCGAAAUCGUCAAUAGUCGUCGUGAAGAAACUUUAUUCAGUUUAUUCGACGAUCGUUGUAUUCAGCUAGAUUUAUGGCAAAAAACAGCUUCACUUUCUCGUUGUAAACAGCACAAUUGCGUCGAAACGUUCAAAGUGAAAGAGCCUUCGAGCUUUUCAUCAAGAAUCGAGUCAGAAACGCAGUACUAUCUACAAAUCUUGAAGAAAAAUACCUUAACGUGGUUAACCAAUCAUACAUUCCAAAUGCUUCGGUUUAAUUGCGACGAUCAGUUUUAUAUCUUGAAUCGUUUCGACGAUCUUAAGUUCGAUAUCAGAGGCAACAUAGACUGCGAAGCGACAGCUAAAAAAAUGUUGAAUUGUGAUAACUUCAAUCCUAUGGAUAAAUACUUGAUCGCUUGUAUGUAUUGUUUCGAAGAUGAAAUCGAGCGAAUAUGGCCAUCGGUUUCGGAAGACGUACAUUUUCACGAUAUUCCUUUCGAAUCACAUCCUUUGCCGCAUUAUUGGGCGUGUCGAAUGAAAAAUCUAGAUUUAGACGAUUCUAUACCGAUAGAUUUCCUUCACGAUUCCGUCGAUAUUACCAUGAUCAUACAUAAAAACGUCGACAAUCGCGCUGCCAUGGAAUACUUCUGGAAUAGAAUGGAUUUUCUAUCACGAUCCACUAGUAUAGAACAGAUUUUCGAACACGAAUACGAACACGACUGUUGCGGUAAAGUGGAACUUUGUCUAAAAUAUCUUUUACCGAAGCUCGCCCCAACGCAUCGUCAAACGGUGUUUUUAAGGUUUGGCCAUAAUGUGAUGAAUUGUUUUGUCAGAUUUAUCAGGUACUGGAAAUUCGUGUUACCAUUUUGGGUCGAAUUUGUCAGAAAUGAACUGAUAAACGGAGAACAAUUCAUGUCCAUAUUGUGGAAUUUCUUCUCAUUUGAAAUCGAUACCAAUUAUUUCGGCGAGCCGAUAUUUUCCGAUGAGCCGAAUCAAUAUUGUCUACGUUUACCCUCCGAUUAUAGUCGGGAAUGCUUGAAUGAUGCCAGGAAUAGAUUGUUGAGAGCUAUCUGGUACCUUGCACCGGAUAAAUUGAAGAAUUACGCGUCGAGUGAACGUCUUUUUCGUCUUUUUGAGUUUAUGACUGAUUCGUUUGGUAUUUCUUUUACGUAGUUUUGUUAUUUAAAAAUUUAUCGUCGAAGUUUGAUCGAUUUUCUCAUUUUUAAUUCAACGAUAUAAUAUGGAAAUAACCAACCAAUUAUCAGGGUCUAACAGUUGGGAGGUUACCUCAGUACCUCACGUUCCUAAUAUUUUUUUUACAGUUGUGGACGCAAAAAUCGAGCUCCUCCGUGAAAUUCCAGUUCUUUAAAUUUACUCACUAUUUUUACUGUAAAUUGCAAAAAAAAUCCCUUCAGUAAUUUAUAUCACUUUUUUAUACGAGUUUUUGUUGAAAUUUCAGUAUUAUAAAGAUUGGAAUCAAUUUAAUUUGGCUCGCUGCUUGCUUUAAUUUUAAUCCAUCUCAAUGUAGGUGAUUAAUCUUGACCAUUUUGUUUUAUUUGUGUUGCAAUGUCAGAGAAACUGUCGUAAAAAAUUCAAAAUAUGGUACAUUAUUAAAUUGGAGUCAGAUUUGAAUAAAAAUUCAAAAAUGAUUGCUUGAUCGAUAGGCUUCUUCAAUUUGUGAGUAGAACUAUUUUUUUGAUGAAUUUUUUUUUGUUCAUUUUCUGAAGUUACAUCAGAAAUAAUGUUCAGAAUUUGGGGAAAAAAUCAAUUAUUUUUUUUUUAAAACAUUUUUGAUUUUUUUGAACCUUUUCUGUUAAUUUUCAUCUGUUUGCAAUUGCUGUGUAUGUGAGUUUUUCCAUUUUAUUAUCAUUGUUUCGUUAUUAAAAAUUUUAAUUUCAGGAUCAGGAAUCUCACAAUAAUUAUUUAUAGUGUAAAAAGUCAUUAUUAUUUUUUUAUCAAUAUGCAUAAUAUUAUUUCCAUAUUUCUGAUUCUGUGGGGUUUUGACAAGAAUUUCAAGUUUUCAUUUUUAAAAACUUCAUUAUUUAUUGCAGGCUGUUCGGUUACAGGACCGAGUUUUAAUUGAACUACUGAAAACGUUGAAGUGAAAUACCACAACCAGAUUCGGACCAAAAUCUGUUCAAAAACCUACUGGUCAUCGAUCCUUUUUUCAAUUUAUUUUAUUUAUGAUUAUUUUGUUGGUAUGUUUCAACCCUAAUUCAUUUCCUAGUCUCGUUUUUGUUUUAAAUUAACAUUUAAGGUGUCCAAUAUUGAUUCCUGAAUGUUCCAUUAUUCAAGGCCUUCGAGAGGCAAAAUGAACCCGGAGCAAAUAUCCAUCAUUUUAGCCCUCUUUAUGUAAAAUUUACUUGUGAAAAAAUUAACGAAUUUAAUCACGUGUGUGUUUGGGGAAAAAUCAUUAAAAUCGGAAUAUUUUGAAGAAUUUUCCAAGUUUGAUGCUUUUUAUUUUUCAGAUCCUCGAACAUCGACUUCAGGAAAUCAGUUAUACUGGCGAAUUUCUCCAUUUGCCCUCCUCUAUAGCCCUGCAUUCAUUCAGUGAAUCAAAAGACUCAAUCGCGGUCCUAUAUACUCAGCCCUAACUGGCUUUGCUUAUCGAGAUUUUAAUUUUAAUUUAUGGAAGCUAGAAAUAAUCAUUUUUAUCUAAAAAAAAUUAUGAUUCUAUUUUUGAGAUAAUUAAUAAACAGUGGAAAGGGAUUGUCCAUUUUUAAAUUAUUGAUUCAAAUUGAACAAGAAUACCAGUUUUUCCCCAUCUCAAUCUCAAAAACAUAUCAAUAAAUUUGAUGCGAUCUCCUUUGAGCGAAUCAAAUAUUUUUUUGAUUUUUAAACUGUCUAUUGAUUAAGUAUGACUUAAUCUGUGGAGUGAAUUAGAUGAAUUCAAUAGAGUAGGCAUAUUAAUAGGACAGGUAUUAUGAAUAUAAUUUUUUUAUUUACCUGCAUUUUAAAUAGUCUAUGUUUAGCUAGGUACCUAUCUGCUUUUAUAACCGUAAAUGUGAAUUAAUGAGUACCUAUGUAUGUACUCAAUUACCUAAACAUUAAGUUAUAUUUUGAAACAGGCUUUUGCUGUGAAUUGUCGUUAUUAAAUUUAUAAAAUUAAUAUAAAUCAAAUAUCUAA